CAGCUCUCCUCCUCUCCGCCCACUCGCCUUUGCGCAGCCAAUCCGGAGGCGGGAAGUGCUCUGGCCCGGACGUUCGGGCGGGGCAGGGUGGAGGCCCGGCGGGGCAGGGAGUGGGCCAGCUGGGGGCCUGGGGCCGCACUCCGGGGAGUUAAGCGGGGCGGCCUGGAAGGAGUGCGGGGUGGUGUCGCCGCUGCUGCUGCCGCGGCCGCCUCCUCGUCGGGAAGAAGCGGCUCCUCCCCUGCGUGCCCGGAGAAUGUGUGUGUGUCCCGGGCCCAGACGAAUUGGAAUCCCCGUCAGAAGUUCCAGCCUGCCGCUCUUCUCUGAUGCCAUGCCAGCCCCGACUCAACUGUUUUUCCCUCUGAUCCGGAACUGUGAGCUGAGCAGAAUCUACGGCACCGCGUGUUACUGCCACCACAGACAUCUGUGCUGCUCGUCGCCGUACCUUGCGCAGAGUCGCCUGAGGUACGCGCCGCACCCGGCGUACGCUACCUUCUGCCGGCCGAAGGAGAGCUGGUGGCAGUACACCCAGGGACGGAGAUACGCUUCCACGCCGCAGAAAUUUUACCUCACCCCGCCACAGGUCAACAGCAUCCUGAAAGCUAAUGAAUACAGUUUCAAAGUGCCAGAAUUCGAUGGCAAAAACGUCAGUUCUGUCCUUGGAUUUGACAGCAAUCAGCUGCCUGCAAAUGCGCCCAUCGAGGACCGGAGAAGCGCAGCCACCUGCUUGCAGACCAGAGGGAUGCUUCUGGGGGUUUUUGACGGCCAUGCGGGCUGCGCUUGUUCCCAGGCAGUCAGUGAGAGACUCUUUUAUUAUAUUGCCGUGUCUCUGUUACCCCAUGAGACUUUGCUAGAGAUUGAAAACGCAGUAGAGAGUGGCCGGGCACUGCUGCCCAUUCUCCAGUGGCACAAGCACCCCAAUGAUUACUUCAGUAAGGAAGCAUCCAAAUUGUAUUUCAACAGCUUGAGGACUUACUGGCAAGAACUUAUAGACCUCAACACCGGGGAGUCGACUGAUAUCGAUGUCAAGGAGGCUUUAAUUAAUGCUUUCAAGAGGCUUGACAAUGACAUCUCUUUGGAGGCUCAAGUUGGUGACCCCAAUUCUUUCCUCAACUACCUGGUGCUCCGAGUGGCAUUUUCUGGGGCCACCGCUUGUGUGGCCCACGUAGAUGGUGUUGACCUUCAUGUGGCCAAUACUGGCGAUAGCAGAGCCAUGCUGGGUGUGCAGGAAGAGGAUGGCUCUUGGUCAGCAGUCACUCUCUCUAAUGACCACAAUGCUCAGAAUGAAAGAGAACUGGAACGGCUGAAAUUGGAACACCCAAAGAAUGAGGCCAAGAGUGUGGUGAAACAGGAUCGGCUUCUUGGCUUGCUGAUGCCGUUUAGGGCUUUUGGAGACGUAAAGUUCAAAUGGAGCAUUGACCUUCAAAAGAGGGUGAUAGAAUCAGGCCCAGACCAGUUGAACGACAAUGAAUAUACCAAGUUUAUCCCUCCUAAUUAUUACACGCCUCCUUAUCUCACUGCUGAGCCAGAGGUAACUUACCACCGAUUAAGGCCACAGGAUAAGUUUCUAGUGUUGGCUACUGAUGGGCUCUGGGAGACGAUGCAUAGACAGGAUGUGGUUAGGAUUGUGGGCGAGUACCUGACGGGCAUGCAUCACCAACAGCCAAUAGCUGUUGGCGGCUACAAGGUGACUCUAGGACAGAUGCAUGGCCUUUUAACAGAGAGGAGAGCCAAGAUGUCCUCAGUAUUCGAGGACCAGAAUGCAGCAACGCAUCUCAUUCGUCAUGCAGUGGGCAACAACGAGUUUGGGACCGUUGAUCACGAGCGCCUCUCCAAAAUGCUUAGUCUUCCUGAGGAGCUGGCUCGGAUGUACAGAGACGACAUUACAAUCAUUGUGGUUCAGUUCAAUUCUCAUGUGGUAGGGGCAUAUCAAAACCAAGAAUAGUGAGUACAUCUUUCCCUGGCAGUUCCCAAAUGAAAGAGAUUUCAAGGGCAGAUAGAUUUGUAAAAGAUACUAAGAUAAUAAACAUUUCCAGUGGGUCAUUCUCAGCAUUUACCCAUUUGAUACUCCAGCUGGUCAGAUACUCCCAAUUGGCUUUGCAGCAGGGUGGCAGGGUCACAAGAGUCUCCUUCUGCCUAGCUCGGACCUCACAGCACCUGCACGCGUGGCAAGUCAGUUCCUUUUGCGAAUGUCUUGUGACAUUGGCUUCUUUUAUCAAUCUGAGAAAAUCAAGAUGCCCUGGCAAGUAAGAUCUUGACUAGGCCUAAAGCCAGGAUCUUGCUGGGCGUAUUCUCUUAGUAAAAGGGAAGAAACAUUACUGUUCACACCUGCAGACCCUUGUCGUCACUAAGAUUCCAGUGUACAUGAGAAUGUUUAUUUACUGCAUGAUUUCCUAGAUAUACAAUCUAUGCAUCAUUCGUAUAAAUUUAUUUUAGCCUGAAGUGGUUUUCAAAUCCAGUACUUUCAGCCAUAAAUGACUGAGAACCAAGCAAUCUGAAUUUGUAGGUGUUUGUGAUUAUUUGACUGGAAUGCUUCUUAAAUGGAAAAACAAACUCUACUCCCUUCCCCACCCCUGGUGACCUAACGUAAUCAAGAUAGUUUCUGUUCUGCCACAUACCUGAAGACGACAAUGUUUUUGGUUUCGUCCACUCUUACAUUGAUGUUAAAGAAAAAAAGAGUUUUUUUAGUUUUUAGUAAUGAAAUGAUUUCAUUUCAUUUCGUUUGAAAUAAGAUGCAGAAUAAAAAGAAGAGACUGUUCCAUCCUUGUCCUCUGUAACCACCAGCACAGUCAUGCUUAUCUCUUAACGCCCAGCGGCUUGGCAUGCUGCGUGCAGUGGGUAGACUGCUGCCAGGAAAUCAUACUGUCCAUUCAGUAGUGAUAAGAAUGUUCCCCACCUUUGGAAUUUCAAGGCUGACUUAUAUAAAAUAAGUUGAAAUAUCAAAUUGGGGAGGAAGGUUUAAUUCUACUUCUGGGUGUUGAGGCCAGGGAGGGAGUUUUUGUUUUUCCCCCACAUAAACAUAGGCCAGUUGAAAUAUUUGGUUUAAAAAUGACUAAAUGCUUUAAGCAUAUUAUAGCUUAUAAAUAGAAAUCUUAAGAUAUAUACACAAGAAGUUUUAAAAGGUAACUGUUGUGCAUGCCUGAUGCUUAAUAGAUCCCUUAGUAGCAUCAAGUGUUGUUUGCAGCAGUCUCUGUGAUUACAUGCAGUCCCUUCUAAUGCUGUAUCAAAGUAAAUGAAAAUAAAUAUAUUCAAAUUGGCUUUUUGGGAGCUUAUUUGAUAUGCAUCAAAUGUCAUUUGUCCUGUGUUUAAUGGUGAUCUUGUACAGCUGUGCAUAUAUUUUCAUCACUUAUUCUAGCAUCACUGUUAAAAGAAUGGCUAUGACUAUGUUUGAUAUUCACAUAGAUUUUAAAACAACACAUGAUUGGCUUUCCCUUGUACAAUUCGUUGAGGGGUUUUAGGAGUCCUUCCAAUUUCUGUAGAAUAUGAACUAGCUGUUCAAGGACUUCCUCUGGACUGUGGACACUAAAGUGAUGUGGAACUGAUGGUAAAACUUGUUCCGGUGGAAAAACAGACUCAGGCACAUUGUAGCUCAGAGCAGCAUAUCAUGUUUGUUUUCCGAGUUUUGUUGUUGUUUUUUUUUCUUUCCCCCACUUUUCCCCUUAAUUCAGCUUGGAACUUUUCUUCCAGGCAGCAUUUUGGAAGGGGGAAGGCUGUACUAUAUAUUUAUUUCUAAAUGUUUUGACAGAUGUCAUCUUUUAAUUGAAAUAUGUGUAGACUGCUGUAUCAAUUAAAACCCGUUUUCAGGCUACUAUUUUAAUUUCUUUUGAAUACUGCCACUGAAGAGUUCCAUAUUAUUAUAUACUUAAUAGUCUCGUCUCUUUUUAGUACAGUAUAUAUAAAUUCGAUUUCCAGUGGUCACAAUCAAAAUAGUAAUUAUUCUUGCACAAGAAACUUGAUCUGCAGUCCAAAAGCUGGUCUACUCUCUAGGAAUGAAAACGCAGUGUGGAGUUGACAUUGUGGAAAUAAAAAUAAUUGGAUCUUAGAAACUUGAAUGUACUAUCAUCUAAAAGCAGUUGUGAUUUUACUGUAAUUGGUUGUCACUGUGAUGUGAUAUGUAGAAUUAAAGUGAAGAACAUAUGUAAACUUUCAUUGUAUUUAACCUUUCUUAAACUUCUUUUUAUUAUGGAAACUUUCUAAUGUGUAUCAACCUCUGUAUUUAUAUUUAAUCAGUGGCUCAUGAUAUUUAUAAUACGCCCUUAACUAAGUGGAAUGGUGGUAUGUUUCACCGUACUUGGUAAAAAACCUGUGUCUUUUAAAAGAUGUAUCUGUACGAAGACAUGUGAAAAGUUUAUAGUAUUGGUCACAGAAAUGCCCACAGUGAAUUAAAGCUUCAUAUCUGCUUUCUGAA
Ailuropoda melanoleuca (giant panda) is the source of this 4405-nucleotide messenger RNA. It is a transcript of the gene PDP1, whose product is annotated as pyruvate dehydrogenase phosphatase catalytic subunit 1. Lineage: Eukaryota; Metazoa; Chordata; Mammalia; Carnivora; Ursidae. The record is from RefSeq and is a predicted model, not a curated record. The coding region runs from base 254 to 1942 and encodes 562 amino acids. Gene Ontology annotation, cellular component: mitochondrion. Gene Ontology annotation, biological process: protein dephosphorylation. The transcript has 3 exons. Gene Ontology annotation, molecular function: cation binding; [pyruvate dehydrogenase (acetyl-transferring)]-phosphatase activity.